AUGCAGAACGAUCUGAGUGAGUUCUUUGCGCUGCUGGAUCUGGUCAACCCCGGCUGCCUGGGCCCGCUGCCUGCCUUCCGCCGCAUCUUCGCCGACCCCAUCCAGCGCAGCCGCGACCGCAGCGCCACGGAGGAGGAGGUGCGGGUGGGGGGGGGCGAGGUCACAGGAGCUGCAGGCCAAGGCGGCGGCCUUUGUGCUGCGCCGCACUGCUGCAGUCAAUGCCGCCUACCUGCCACCCAAAUCAGAGUACAUAGUGUUUUGUCGUCUGCACGACCAGCAGGCACGCCAGUACUCCGACUUCCUGCGCUCCACCGUACGUGCCUCGCCCCCCCCUCACUUGCUGCUCCGCACACUCAACACAACAGCUUGUGCACUCCACCUCGUGUUGCAUUGUCGUUCCAUGUGCCAUGUACCAUACGCCAUAUGCUGUGCCCCAUGCACUGUGCAUGUUGCUAUCGAUGCGCCCCUGCCCGUGUCCCCUUGCCUACCUUCCCUGCCAUCUAUUCCCCCACCACUUGCCCUUUCCACCCCCACACCACAUGCGCUAUCUGCCCCUGCGCCGCCAUCACCACAUCCCGUCUUUCCCCCGUGUCUCCUCCCCUCCUUGUCCCCUCCCCUCCUUGUCCCCUCCCCCCCGUGUCCCCUCCCCCCCGUGUCCCCUCCCCCCCGUGUCCCCUCCCCCCCGUGUCCCCUCCCCACCGUGUCCCCUCUCCCCUGUGUCCCAUUCCCCACCUGUCCCCUUCCACCCUGUGUCCCUCCCCCCCCCCCCCCCCCUCCUGUGCGUGGCAGCACGUGCGGGCGCUGCUCUAUGCCACGGCGCCCGGCAGCACAGCCAGUGCGCUCACGGCCAUCUGCCACCUCCGCAAGCUCUGCCUGCACCCCGCCCUCGCUGCCCCCCCCACGCCCUCCUUCCCCCCCCCGCGCUCCCCCUCCCCUGCUGCCUCCGCCUCUGCUGGCUGCGCUGCUGCGGGGGAGGAAGGGGGAGAUGAGGAGGAAUGGGCAGGGGAUGAGGAGCAAGAGGUGGAAGAGGAGGAGCAGGGGAAUGUAGAGUGGGCAGCAGAAGGGGGGGAGGUGGGGGGAUGUGAGGGAGGGGUGGCAGGAGGGAACGAGGCAGAUCAGAAGCGCAGUGGUUUCAGUACAAGCAUGCCGAAUCCGUCUUCCUCUCGCCCUCUCCCCCUCCGCCCCCCCCAUCACUCCCCCAGGCCGCCAUCCAUGCUCCCCCAGGCGUCCCCAUCCGCCCAGGGCGCGCCCCUGUCGCGCACAGCAGCAGCAGCGGCGUUGGCAGCGGCGCUCAAGGCGCUGGGCGCUGAUGCAUGGCGGCUCAGCGGCAAGCUGCACGUGCUCGCGCUGCUGCUGCACGCCAUCCUGGGGGGGGGCGCACGGGCGGGUGGGGGCGAGGGCAGCGCGCUAUCGAGCAUCACGGAUGGCAGCAGUGCCACUCGUGCUCGUUUCAGUGCUGGUGCUGAUGCUGGUGGCACUGGCGGUGGUGGGGGCAGCAGUGGCGAUAAGGUGGUGAUCGUGUCAAACUUCACACGGGCACUGCAUGUGAUCGAGGCGAUGUGUUCAUGGCACGGGUGGAGGAGCACGCGGCUGGACGGCAGCACGGAGGCAGCGACACGGCAGGCGGUGGUGAGUGCAUUCAACGCGGGGCGCGACGGCAGCUGCUGCUUCCUGCUGUCGUCCAAGGCAGGCGGCGCCGGGCUCAACCUCGUGGGCGCCAACAGCCUCGUGCUCUUCGACCCCGACUGGAACCCCGCCACCGACCACCAGGCGAUGGCGCGCGUGUGGAGGGACGGGCAGAGCAAGGCGGUGGUGAUCUACCGCAUGCUCGCCACUGGCAGCAUUGAGGAGAAGAUCUUCCAGCGGCAGCUCAUGAAGGGCGACGUGGCCAGCGCUGUGGGCGAUGGCACUGCACUGCCGGGCAACAGCACUGGCGCCAGGGGGGGUAGCGGUGGCAGUGACAGCAGCAAGGGUGGCGCGGGGCACUUCACCAAGGAAGAGCUGCGCGAGCUGUUCACCCUGGAGCAGGCCACUGCGUGUGACACGCUGGACCUGCUGCUGCGCUCCAACUCCCCUCUCUCUGCCAAAUGGCUUUCUGCUGCCGCCACCACCACUGCUGCACCUGCUGCGAGCACCAUCUCUAGUACUGCUAGUGUCAGCGCUGUUGCUGCUGGGGCAGGUGCGGGUGGUGGGAGGGGCGGGUUGGCAGCAGGCAUUGCAGAUGGGCCGCUGAGGGAAGUGGUGCGCGCGUGUGAGGGGGUGACGUUCGUCUACCAUGAGUCCUCUGGCUCCCCACACAGCACUGAGACUCCUGUACAAGGUGCUCUUGCUCUUGCUCGUGCUGAUGGCACGCGGCUGGCAGGCCAGGCAGGGGCUCAGCACAACAGUGGAGGAGCAGGAGCAAGCAAAGAGGAAGAGGAAUGUGAGGAGGAAACUGCAGUGUUGGGAGGUGCUGCUGGUGGUGGUGGUGGUGGUGGUGGUGGUGGUGGUGGUGGUGGUGGUGGCGGCGGCGGCGGCGGCGGCGGCGGCGGCGGCGGCGGCGGCGGCGGCGGCGGCGGCGGCGGCGGCGGCGGCGGCGGCGGCGGCGGCGGCGGCGGCGGCGGCGGCGGCGGCGGCGGCGGCGGCGGCGGCGGUGGUGGUGGUGGUGGUGGUGGUGGUGGUGGUGGUGGUGGUGUGGAGAGCGGCAGGAGCACGGAGAGGCGAGCAGAAGAGCAGGGAAAUGAUGGCAAAGGUGGAGGGGCGGCUUUGGAGUUGCUGACGUUCGAUGCGCUUGAAGGUGUUUCCGAUGACGUCAUGGACCUGUUUGGCUCCGAUGUCUUCUGA
Molecule: messenger RNA, 2823 nt
Organism: Closterium sp. Yama58-4
Lineage: Eukaryota; Viridiplantae; Streptophyta; Zygnematophyceae; Desmidiales; Closteriaceae
Source: the annotation of a GenBank genome assembly